Molecule: messenger RNA, 1802 nt
Organism: Bombus terrestris (buff-tailed bumblebee)
Lineage: Eukaryota; Metazoa; Arthropoda; Insecta; Hymenoptera; Apidae
Product: phosducin-like protein
Exons: 4
Coding region: 317-1171 (284 amino acids)
Biological process (GO): regulation of G protein-coupled receptor signaling pathway
Source: RefSeq, a predicted model, not a curated record
CGACUUGGCAGUCCCCAAAAUGUGGAACAUGAAACAGCAUUGAAUAUCAGGUCUAUAUUAUAUCUCGUCUGCGUUUUUACUUCUUACAUAUCUACGGCGUCUUCGUAAGUUAAUUACGAAUAUUGACAUUUCGAAGCCAAUAUUCUUGACUAUUCAGACUUAAAUAAUAAAGUUUUAUUUAUAAUCACUUCGUGUUGCUUGUAUAAUAAAUAUAAGAUUGAGAUGUAAUGUUAGAGUUUCUCCAAUAUCACAAUACUCAAGUGAAAUAUCAGCAAAAUAAAUAGUGUAAAUUGUUUUCACAACGAUAUAAUUAAACAUGUCAACUUUGGAAGAUAAGAUCUUAGGCGAAAAGUUGCACUAUUAUUGUAGUAGCUCCAGCGAAGACGAAGAAAAUGAUUCUGCAGACUCCGACAAAGAGACAGAAGAUGAAAAAUAUUCACAAAUCAUUACGGAUUCCAUAGAACCAUCGUUUUCAGAAUGGGAUGGCACUUCCAGCAAUACAGGUCCCAAGGGUGUCAUAAAAGAUUGGCAACGAUAUAAACAACUGCAAGCAGAAAAAAAAGAUGAACAAGAAAAAGAAAGACUUCAAUUAAUAAAGAAACUGAGUCUAACAUGUCGUAGCUCUUUAGAUGAAGAAAAAGAGAAAAUUAUGCAAACUGAUCCUGAUCUCGCUGAAUUAUUAACCGAUGAAUUUCUUCUACAAUAUCAGAAACAAAGGAUGAAAGAGAUGCUUGCAAGAACUGAGAAACUUUGUUUUCGUAGAGUAAUUAAUUUGGAAACAGCUGAUCAAUUUUUAGAAGCAAUUGACAAUGAAGACAAAUCAGUGACAAUUGUUGUUCAUAUUUAUGAACCUAAUGUUCCUGGUUGUGAGGCUAUGAAUGGUUGUUUAAUAUCCGUUGCAGAGAACUAUCCCUUUGUGAAAUUCUGUAAAAUUUUAGGUUCAGUAGCUGGACUCAGUAAACAUUUUAAGAAAGAAGGAGUUCCAGCUUUGUUAGUUUAUAAAGCUGCUCAAGUAAUAGGAAAUUUUGUUCAUGUAACAGAUUAUUUAGGAGUAGAUUUUUAUGCCUCUGAUGUUGAAGCCUUUUUAAUUGAACAUGGGAUGCUUACUGAUAAAAAUUGUGUACCUCUUAUCACUUCACAUGAUGAACAUACCUUAUCAGACAGUGAAUAAAUGAAACAAAUUUUUUCAUAAUUCUGGAUAUGUUCUUCCUAAUAUAAUUUAAUAAAUUUAGCAGUUCUUAUCUAUUUGCUCCUAGGUAACACAACUUAAAGAGUUAUAAUAAAUAUUACUUAAAUGUAAUAGAAAUGAAAAUGUCUGAAAAUAAUACCUUUUAUGGGUAGAAAUAAAUUUAUAUAUAUAUUAUGUGAUAUCAGAAAGUACACAUAAACAGUAUAUAUAUUUAUAUUCAUUUUUAUACAAGAUAUAAAUUUAUAUAGAAAUACAUUCAAAAUUGAUUUUCUUUUGGACAAAUAACUUAAAGUUUUUCUAAUAUUUGUUUUUUUUUUUCGAUAGCUUUGCAAAAAUGUAGAUAAGUUUUUAAGAUUUCAUUAUAUUCUGUGUUUUGUAACUUCUCAUAUUGUUUUUUCAAGUUUUCCUUCUCUUUAAUUUCACUCAGUAUUGCAAAUAAUUUCUUAUCUAUGGCUACAUUUAAUGUUCUAAAUGCAUCAAUCGUUAUUGGAGUCUCCUUAUACAUUUUUAUAAUACAUGACAACUUUGUAAUCUUUGCUUGCACUUCUGCAACUUGCGCUUGCAAUAAUAUGUGUUCUGCUUUUUCCAAAUAAAGUUUACUUACAUCUUUGUA